This is a messenger RNA of Phlebotomus papatasi, 975 nucleotides long. Its product is annotated as zinc finger protein 706-like. NCBI's taxonomy places the organism in Eukaryota, Metazoa, Arthropoda, Insecta, Diptera, Psychodidae. The coding region runs from base 323 to 556 and encodes 77 amino acids. The transcript has 2 exons. The record is from RefSeq and is a predicted model, not a curated record.
UGAGCCAUGCUAAAAAAAUGACAUUUGACCAUUGCGCUGUGUGUGCUUUCACAUAAAAUUUCUGCAUUCCACAGAAAUUUUCACUAAUUUUCACUGCAAUCCUCCUUUUUUUCAUUUAAUUUCUGCAUCAACAAAUACUCCCACUUGGACUGCAUUUGAACCUGAGCCCCAAAAUCAUCGGAUACCCGUGCAAUCUCCCAAACACAAAGACCCAAAAGCGACAGAAGAAAGUGUGGCAACAAAUUAGGGACACCUCAUAAGUUUAUUUGUGUAAAAUUUGUGUAGAAGACCAGAAAGAGAAAGACAGAGAGAGAGGAACGAGAUGGCUCGUGGACAUCAGAAAUUGCAAUCGCAGGCCAAGGCUCAGGAGAAGAUGGCCAAACAGAAGAAGCAGCAGGGACACAAUGCCAAUGAACAGAAGAAGGCAGCUCAGAAAGCCCUUGUCCACGUUUGCAGCGUGUGCAAGGCCCAGAUGCCCGAUCCCAAGACCUACAAGCAACACUUCGAGAACAAACACCCAAAGUCAGAUCUUCCUGACGAUCUCAAGGAUGUCUAGCCACAAUAAAUCACCACGCAAGUUCCCUUAAUCCCCGGAAAAAAUUUCUUAUCUUUUUUUUUCUCUUGGUAAUCGCGCGUCCAAUUAGCUCUCUCUAUCACCUGGAGCUAUACACAGAAUCAUGUAACCGAGUCAUUGCCAGAAAACAUUUAAAGAAAAAAAAACUGAUGCUAACAUUUAGAAAAAAAAAAAAGAAAUGCGUUCGAGUGUCUGGAAAAACCUUGGUCUUUUCAUUAUUUCCCAAAUAUAGAAAGGUACCAAAAUUAUCCCUAAAGUAUUUUUCGUCAAUUCAUCACAUUUUUGUUCUUUAAAAAAAAAAUCCACCACAGUGAUAUUCAUUUUUUAUAUUAAUUACAAUUUAAUAAAAGAACACCUCAAUUUGCAGUGAUUUUAAAAUAAAACGUGCUAACAUACCUUCA